GCACAUAGAAGUCAUUUGGGCGAUUUACACAGCAUCGCGUGCGAACUCACCGCUUGUCGUGACAGCGGGACAGAUGCUUCUCAGGCAAAUGCUGCCUUCAGUGCGGGGAGCGCGGACGCGCUACGGCGCAUGCUCUCCUACCUCUCCCGAGCGGAGGAUGAGGAGCAGCGCCUUGCUCCACAACGCUCUGUGAGGAGGGGUGCUGAGGUCAUUGUGUCUGCAGGGGAUCUCAUGAUGGAAAAGGAAGAGGAGGGGGAGUCCAGUGGCAACAACCAUAAGACUCAAGUCAUACUGCACCUGCAGCCCAUCUUGCACGGGGCAAAUUAUGACAAUGCAGAUACAAGCAGUACAGUCUUGGCCAUAGAGACACAACAUGAAGACAGCAAAUCAGAGGGAGACAGUGUGGAAUAUGGCUACCCCAUCACUUGUGGAGAAAGCAGAGCUGUUUUACUGUUUAAGAAGUUUGUGUGCCCUGGAAUCAAUGUUAGAUGCGUGAAAUUUAACGACCAGCUUAUCAGUCCUAAGCAGUUUGUACACCUGGCAGGGAAAGCCACUCUCAAGGACUGGAAAAGGGCCAUCAGACUGGGCGGGGUUAUGCUCAGGAAAAUGAUGGACUCCGGCCAGAUAGAUUUUUACCAGCAUGACACGGUGUGCAGCAACACGUGUCGCAGCACCAAGUUUGACAUGCUGAUCAACAGCACACAGGUUCCUCCGGGGACCUCAGUGCAGCCCAACCCCUCAUGUUUGACUCUGGAGCCUCUUGGAGGACAGGUGCCUCCCCUGACAGGAGAUGCUGUACAUGAUUCAAAUGACAUCGAGGAGUCUUUGGAGGAUAAGUUUGGAGGAGAGUGGAAAACGGCAAACAUCACCACAGCCAAUGGACAUGCAAAGAGGAAGAGGACCGACACACCUGAUGCCAUAUUGAGCCUGUGGAAGGGUGUGGCAGAGUGCGGACUGAUGGGGGGUGUCCUCGCCGGUCUCCAGACGCAGUUAUUGGCUACUCUGAAGGGACUUGAGGUUCGCACCGAGACGGAGUUGCAGGAAACGGAUGCCAUCAUACUAAAUUCCCUGUGUGAGAUGUUUGGCCUCUUAGACUCGGUGAAGCAAGCGCUGGAGCAGAGAUGCAGCCAGCGGGAUGACAGUAAAGAUGAAAGCAUUUAUGCGCUGGGGGAUCUGUCAAAGGAAAGAAGGAAGCAGGCUUGUGUUAAAAACCCAUCCUACAAAACUGCAGCCCACAAGCACCUUCGACCCCAACGCCACCCGCCAUCCAACGUCAGCAACACUGUGAUCCAGCCUCUCUCUCUCGUGGGCUUACCCGCACCGCAAUACACUCAUGCACCCUCCAUCAACCCUACGCACAUCGGCCACUUCCUCGCGCAAAGGGGACUGCGCGGUAAGGGCCAAGAGAGAGCGCGGGCGCUCUGCGAGUCUGACAAAGCGGGGAACGUGCACAGGCCCGGACAAGGACUAACCUUGGGGACACGCCAAGAUCUUGGACAGAGGGGGUGCACGCUUCAGCCUCAGCUAGCAAGCGAGGAGGUAAAUGAGGGAGAGACCUUGCGUGACUUUCAAAAGGUGGCUUUGGGGAGGAAGGGAUUGAAAAAACUUAAAAGUAAAUAAAACCAAGAUAUUCCCAAAGUCUAAAGCAAAUUACUUUCUAUGUUUCCCCUCGUGUAAAAGUAGUCGGAGUGUGGAAAAAUGCCACAUUUCUGACAAUAUUUGUAUUGAAAAAUAAUUUUGUGAGUGAUUGUAUAAGUGUUGAGUUUUUUAUGACGCAAAUUUUUAAACACCUCACUCAGUCUUGUAUUUAGUCACAAUAUGUGCAAUAAUGCAUAAAGAUGCUGCACAAUAAAAGCAAGUUGUUAUGA
Nerophis lumbriciformis (worm pipefish) is the source of this 1868-nucleotide messenger RNA. Its product is annotated as glucocorticoid modulatory element-binding protein 1-like. Gene Ontology annotation, molecular function: RNA polymerase II cis-regulatory region sequence-specific DNA binding. Gene Ontology annotation, cellular component: nucleus. Gene Ontology annotation, biological process: regulation of transcription by RNA polymerase II. NCBI's taxonomy places the organism in Eukaryota, Metazoa, Chordata, Actinopteri, Syngnathiformes, Syngnathidae. The record is from RefSeq and is a predicted model, not a curated record.